This is a messenger RNA of Pygoscelis adeliae (Adelie penguin), 2217 nucleotides long. It is a transcript of the gene ADAM33, whose product is annotated as ADAM metallopeptidase domain 33. The transcript is spliced from 20 exons. Lineage: Eukaryota; Metazoa; Chordata; Aves; Sphenisciformes; Spheniscidae. Gene Ontology annotation, molecular function: metalloendopeptidase activity. Gene Ontology annotation, biological process: proteolysis. The record is from RefSeq and is a predicted model, not a curated record.
AUGGACCGAGCUGAGGUGCAGGGCCUGAUAGUGCUGAGCAGCAACGCUAGCUACUACCUGAAACCCCUGGGGACCCCCGAGCCAGGCCACCACGUCAUCCACCGAGCAGAGCACUUGCCCAUCCGAGGUGGGACCUGCGGCCACGGCGAUGAUUUUGGGAGCACCAUUGCUGACAUCGCUCGGCUCUUCCAGCCAAUGCACCACCGGGUGAAGAGAGAUGCCUGGAGGACCAUGAAGUACAUGGAGCUCUUCAUUGUUGCCGAUCACACACUGUACAGGAACCAGAACCUCAACCUGGGCCACACCAAGCAGCGCAUCGUGGAGAUCGCAAACUACGUGGACAAGUUUUACAGGUCGCUGAAUAUCAAGGUGGCCCUGAUCGGCCUGGAGGUGUGGACGGAGCGGGACCAGUGCGCCGUCACCAGCGACGCCAACGCCACGCUCUGGUCCUUCCUGCAGUGGAAGAAGGUGCUGAGGUCACGCAAGAAGCACGACAAUGCUCAGCUGCUGACAGGGAAGACAUUCAGGGGGACAACCAUUGGCAUGGCCCCGCUGGAGGGGAUGUGCAGCGCGGAUAACUCCGGAGGUGUCAGCAUGGACCACUCGGAGCAGCCCAUCGGAGCAGCCGCCACUAUGGCCCACGAAAUCGGCCACAAUUUCGGCAUGAGCCACGACAGCACGGGCUGCUGCGUGGAGGCCACCCCGGAGCAAGGCGGCUGUGUCAUGGCAGCGGCCACUGGACAUCCCUUCCCUCGCGUGUUCAGCUCCUGCAGCAAGAGGCAGCUGGAGAACUACUUCCAGAAGGGAGGUGGCAUGUGUCUCUUCAACCUGCCCGACACCAAGGACCUGGUGGUGGGACGGAAAUGUGGCAAUGGCUUUCUGGAGGAAGGAGAAGACUGUGACUGCGGGGAGGUGGAGGAGUGCACCAACCCGUGCUGCAAUGCACACAACUGCACGCUGAAGCUGCGUGCCUGGCCGGCCCCGGACGCCUGUUUCCAGGACGUGAACAUGGCUGGCAACACCUACGGCAACUGCGGCAAGGACAGCCAAGGGCGAUAUGUGAAAUGUGACAAGAGGGAUGCUAUGUGUGGCAAGAUCCAGUGCCAGAGCUCAGCUAAGAAGCCCCAGGGGACCAACACUGUCUCCAUCGACACCACCAUCCGCUUCAAUGGGCGGGAGGUGAAGUGCCGAGGCACCUACAUGUACACCGCAAAGGACGAUGAGGAAGACCUCUCUGACCCUGGGCUGGUGAUGACGGGGACAAAAUGCGGAGAUGGGAUGGUUUGCAAAGAUCGCCGGUGCCAGAAUGCCUCCCUUUUUGAGCUGGAAAAGUGCGUUUCGCGGUGCAACGGCCAUGGGGUCUGCAACAGCAACAAGAACUGCCACUGCGAUGCCGGCUGGGCUCCCCCCUACUGCGAGAAGCCGGGCUUGGGUGGCAGCGUGGACAGUGGCCCUGUGCAGCGUGACAGUGAGUCGUGACUUCUCAUCNNNNUUCUGCUCAUCUUCCUGCUCUUCCUCCCGGCCGUGAUGAUGAGCAUCUACUUUUGGUACCGGCGGGAGAACUCACUCCUGAAUAAAUGGAUAAAGGAGAUGAGGAGAAGGAGCCAGGAGACAUAUAGGAACAAAACCAUCAGUCGGAAGUCAACCGGUGGCCAUCCCAAAGCUGCUUUCACCUUGCGGAACAUUUCCACCUCCAGCCACACUAAUAAAGCAACACGGGCUGCGUUCCCCACCAAACCCAGCGCUCACCAGCCUGGCUCUCAGCCUGUCAACGUUGUCCAUCCUCUUCGCCCGCCUCCCCACUCCAUCCCUCCGCGCCCAAGAGACCCCAAGCCUGCCAGGCCACCUCCACCAGUCAGCAAAUCGCCCAUGGUCCCCACCAAAAAGGUCGUCUCCCAGGCUAAGCUGCCGCCUCCAAAGAAACCUCUUCCCUGCAGCCCUGUGAGGACCCCGCUGGUCAUCCCAAAGCACCAGCCCCCCCGUCGGCCACUGCCUGGAAGUCCUCUUCUGGCCAAAGAACUGCCUCCUGCACAUGGACAGACCCUGCUGGUCAUGGUCCCUCCUACCAACUUCAAGGUGUCGGGUACAAGUGCCAUGAGCCACCCCACAAGGCCAUUAAAGCCGAUGCCGCCUCAAAGGCCAGUCCCAGCCAUCAAAGUCCAAUCAACCUCCUUCCCCUUGAAGAAGUGACAAACCAAGGACACCUUAAGCCCAUCC